UGGGCAGCCAGCUGUGGAGGCUGCUUAUUUUUGGUUGACCUGCUGGACACCUAUUAGAGGAGGCUGCGUGUGAGUGGGCGCCACAGGGCGGUGAGCAGCAGAGGACGAGUGAGGAUGCACAGGGGGGGAAGCACCGGGAAAUCAGGAUAACCGAGCUGAGAGCUGCACUCUGUGCCUCACGUGCAUUGUGCAAAUAAAUAAGUGGCCCGGAUGCGGGCUGAAGGCUGCCCCGUACUCACUCUCAGCCCCGGUAUAAGUAAGACCCCCUUCGCUGGCGAUGGAGGACCGAGGCAUGGAACCUGCUCUGCGUGAUGUCUACGCAGCCUACAGGCACCUGCAUCAUUCUGCUAUGGAGGCCGCUGUGAAGAAUGGACAGGGCUGUACGGAGCUGAUGGUCAGCCAGGCUGAAGGGCAGUACGUGCUGUGUCGAUGGACGGAUGGGCUCUAUUACCUUGGGAAGAUAAAGAGGGUGAGUAGCUCCAAGCAAAGCUGCCUGGUGACAUUUGAAGACAAUUCUAAAUACUGGGUCCUCUGGAAAGACAUUCAGCAUGCUGGGGUCCCCGGAGAGGAACCAAAGUGCUACAUCUGCAUGGGGAAGACCUCCGUCCCGCUAAAUGAGAUUCUGAUCUGUGGGAAGUGUGGUCUGGGCUAUCAUCAGAAGUGUCACAUCCCCAUCGUGGAGAGUGGAGAGAAGGGAGUCCUGGAGCCGUGGUUCUGCAGGCGCUGCAUCUUCGUCCUGGCUGUCAGGAAAGGGGGCGCCUUGAAGAAAGGACCAAUCGCGAAGACCCUCCAGGCGGUGAAGAUGUUUCUGACGUACAGUCCCGAAGAUCUGGACUGGGACUCUCCGCACAGAACCAAUCAGCAGCAGUGUUACUGUUACUGCGGCGGCCCCGGAGAGUGGUACCUAAAGAUGAUCCACUGCUACCGGUGUCGCCAGUGGUUCCACGAAGCCUGCAUCCAGUGCCUCAAUGAGUCCAUGAUGUUCGGAGACAGGUUUUUUAUAUUUUUCUGCUCCGUUUGCAACCAGGGAGCGGAAUUCAUCAAGCGGCUGCCCCUGCGAUGGGUGGAUGUCGUUCACCUCGCCCUCUACAACCUUGGAGUCCUCAGCAAGAAGAAAUACUUUGACUUCGAGGAGAUCCUGACUUUUGUCAAUGAUAACUGGGACCAUUUGCAGCUCGGGAAGCUGUCGGUCACCCCAGUUGAAGAUCGAGGUCAGCACCUUCUAGAUGCACUAAACAGCUAUAAGAGCAGGUUUCUCUGUGGCAAAGAGAUCAAGAGAAAAAAGUGCAUCUUCCGACUGAGAAUCCGAGUUCCGCCAAGUCCGCCCGGCAAGCUUUUGCCAGACAAACUGCUUGGUCAGACAGAGAAUAGGUCCGGUGGAGACAUAAAGAAGAGAGGGCGAAGCAAAUACUCUCACAAAAACAGCCUGCUGCCCCAUGACUGUCCGCGACAGACGAGGCGGGGGAUCGGCAGGAAGCAGUCCAGGUUCCUUCUGGAGGACGCCAUUCCCAGUAGCGACUUUACGUCUGCGUGGAGCACAAAUCACCAUCUGGCCAGCAUCUUUGAUUUUACCCUGGAUGAAAUCCAAAGUCUGAAAAGUGCUAGUUCUGGACAGAACUUCACAUCGGAUCUGGAUUCCAAUGAUGCGGCCAGCACCUCCGGCUCUGCCUCCACCAGCCUGUCGUACGAGUCGCGAGGUCACGUAGGGAGCAGGAAGAGGAAGCUGACCUCGAAGCUGCACACUUCCUUCGAGUCGAAGAGGCGGCCCGCGGAUCUCUCAGACAGAGCCAACGGCUGUGGCCCUGAAGCCGUAGAGUACACCCGGACCUCGGCCUUCCCUGACAAUGGCCUAGGCUGUCACACCCUAACCCUGACUGAAAGCAUCAGUGAGGACGACCGGUCUCUGCCUCACCUCAAAACCUCCAUCACAAAUUACUUUGGCGCUGCGGGGAGGUUGGCGUGUGGAGAAAAAUACCAAGUGCUGGCGCGGAGGAUCACCCCCGAGGGCAAAGUCCAGUACCUGGUAGAGUGGGAUGGAACCACGCCAUAUUGACCCCGAUCGAUAACUAGAAGUAUAUAUUGUGUAUGUUAGUAAUAACCAAAGGAAGGUUCGCUGAGGACGCUGGGGAGGUUUUCUCGUAGGUAAUGAGAGGCUCGGUGAGUUGCUUCGGACACUUUUCAUGAAUUAUUGCUGCAAAUAUGAAGAAAGCACUUAUACAAGGUACAAA
Messenger RNA from Pseudophryne corroboree (corroboree frog), 2228 nucleotides. RefSeq names its product PHD finger protein 19 (gene PHF19). The record is from RefSeq and is a predicted model, not a curated record. Gene Ontology annotation, cellular component: nucleus. The coding region runs from base 278 to 2053 and encodes 591 amino acids. Lineage: Eukaryota; Metazoa; Chordata; Amphibia; Anura; Myobatrachidae. The transcript has 15 exons. Gene Ontology annotation, biological process: chromatin organization; regulation of DNA-templated transcription. Gene Ontology annotation, molecular function: DNA binding; chromatin binding.